Messenger RNA from Aethina tumida (small hive beetle), 2044 nucleotides. Its product is annotated as cytochrome P450 4C1. Gene Ontology annotation, molecular function: monooxygenase activity; heme binding; oxidoreductase activity, acting on paired donors, with incorporation or reduction of molecular oxygen. The coding region runs from base 532 to 2022 and encodes 496 amino acids. The record is from RefSeq and is a predicted model, not a curated record. The transcript is spliced from 8 exons. Lineage: Eukaryota; Metazoa; Arthropoda; Insecta; Coleoptera; Nitidulidae.
AAAAAAGAUGGAAAUAGUUCUUCAUAUAAAAAGGGUAAGUUUUGUCUUAUUUAUUUGAGUUUAUAAUUAUUUUAGUUAUUGUAUUUUUAGAAGGACCUUAAUAAAAAAUACAUUAUAUAUACACAUUAUUUUUGAUAUAUCAUAAAUAAAUAUUGUAAGUACACAUUGUACGUUGCUUCAAAAUAAUGUUAUAGUAUUUAAAUAUUAUAUAUUUAUAAAUUAUCAAUUGUAUGUAUCAUAUACUUAAUAAAAAAUUAUUAUUAAACGCAUUGGAAAGAAAUAUUUUUGUGAAAAUGAAAAAGGGAACAUUUUUGUCAAAUAUUCGACAACGUGGCACCCUGUAAAUGAGUUUAUCAUUAUUUACACUCAUUGCAGAUGAAAUAAAUGUAAACAAGACUGUUUAUAGCAAAAUAAAUUACCCUGCAACAUUCAUUUAAAAGUUCUUUCCAUUUUAUACCCACAUAUAGACAAGUAGUUCUUAUUGGUGUUUUGUAACAUUAUUGGUUUGACAUAGAUCAGUAGUGUUGUAAGAUGGCUUUAGUGCAGCCGGUUAUUUAUUUUAUCAUCUUUAUUCUGUUCACUUUAAUAUUAAUUAAUAUUUGGCGAAGAAGAAAAUUGUAUAUUUUAUCGUGGCAAUUACCCGGUCCCGUGGCUUUUCCUCUCAUCGGAAAUGCUCUAGUGUUUAUGUGCAAAGAAGAAGAUAUUUUUGAGCAAGCCAUAAAUGUCACUAGGAAUUAUCCCCAAAGUCCAAUAAGAUUUUGGCUGGGGCCAAAAUUGAUAGUUCUUUUUCAACAUGUUGCACAUGCAGAGAGAAUAAUGACUUCCACAAAUUUCCUAACGAAGGAUCCAAUCUACAAGUUUAUGAAGACUUUCAACGGAGAAGGAUUAAUAACUGGUUCUGGUGACAAAUGGAAACGCGACAGAAAAUUAAUGAGUCCAAUUUUCAAAUUUGAGUUCGUUUCACAAUAUUUUCCCAUUAUUUUAGAUAAAUCUAACAGACUGGUGGAGAAACUUGUAGAGGAAAUAGAUAAACCCACUUUUGACAUUAGACUGUAUCUUCAUAGGUGUGUUGCGGAUUAUGUGUCAGAAACAAUUCUUGGCAUACCUUUGAAUACUCUAGAAGGAGAAAUGGAUGUAUUUUUAAAAGCAAUAGCUCGAACUUACACAAUAAUACAUGCAAGAAUCAUCAAAGUUUGGUUACAAAUUGAAUGGAUAUUUCGCCUCACAAAAUUCCACAAAGAACAAGAAGAAGCAAAAGAUAUAUAUUUCGAUGUAAUAAAAACAGCCAUAAAUCAGACUAGAAACAGAAAAGGACGCCAAGAGGAAACCAAAAAAAACAACAUUAGUUUCACUAGUUUUAUUUUAUAUCUACAAGAAAAUCAUAAAAACUACGCGACAGACAAGGAAGUUGUUCAUCAUCUUUCAACGAUUUUUUCAGCUAGCGAAGAUACGAUAACAGUUAUUUGUUCUUUCGCCCUUGUUUUAUUUGGAAUGUAUCCUAACAUACAAAACAAAGUGGUAGAAGAACUGGAAGAAAUAUUAGGAAAUUCAAAUCGAGAUAUCCAGCUAGAAGACAUUGAAAAACUUAAUUAUCUAGAAAUGUGUAUUAAGGAUGUGUUAAGACUGUUUCCAAUUGCUCCAUUUAUUAUGAGAAUGUCCUCAAAAGCUAUGAGAAUUGAUUCUGUAAUCAUUCCAGAGUGUUGUUCAUGUGUCAUUAACAUAUACGCGAUCCACAGAGACACAAAUUUAUGGAAAUAUCCUAAUGAUUUUUAUCCAGAACAUUUCCUUCCUCAAGAAGUAAAAAAGCGACACAAUUUCGCUUUUCUUCCUUUUAGCGGUGGACUUCGAUCAUGUUUAGGAAGGCAAUACGCUUUUCUGAGUAUGAAAACGACGUUGGCCACUGUAUUAAGAAAUUUUAUUAUCGAGUCUGACGGUAAAUUGGCGGAUAAGAAACUCAAAACUGAUAUAAGUGUUCGAUUUAAGGAUGAUUUGUAUCCCGUUCGAAUUAAACGAAGAUAUUAAAGAUGUUUGGCAUAUGAAAAUU